Rhipicephalus microplus (southern cattle tick) is the source of this 645-nucleotide messenger RNA. RefSeq lists its product as uncharacterized. Gene Ontology annotation, cellular component: nucleus. The record is from RefSeq and is a predicted model, not a curated record. Lineage: Eukaryota; Metazoa; Arthropoda; Arachnida; Ixodida; Ixodidae. Gene Ontology annotation, biological process: positive regulation of transcription by RNA polymerase II; axon development; sensory organ development. Gene Ontology annotation, molecular function: DNA-binding transcription factor activity, RNA polymerase II-specific; protein dimerization activity; E-box binding.
AUGAAUCCCGCUAGUGCCGCCCUGGCCAUGGCUGUCAACUGCCUCACAGACAUGGCUCUGCUUGAGCAGCAGCAGCACCACGACUUCGCCUGCUAUUCAUCGCUGCAUCAACACGAACAGGCCAAGCCUUCAUCGUACGGGGUGCCUCUGUCAGACGGAUGCCCAACACCUGUGUCAAGCCCAGCGACAUUGCCGCCCUGCUCGCCCGACUCCGAGAGCCCCGCGAGUCUCACAGAGCUUUGUCCGAUACCGCGGGCGCGUGUGAGCGGACACCUUGACUCCGUGCUGCCGUUCAGGGGACCCACAAGGGAUGAAGGCGAGUCUGACGAGUUCGACUCUGAUGCAGAAAAUGGAAGUGAUUAUUCCUCCCAAGGCUGCAAGAGCACUUCACCCUUCGGGAAAGGGUCCAGCAGCAAGAGAAAGCCCUCGGACAAGGCUCCGCCAUCUCAAGUUGUCCUCAAGAAGCGGCGACUCGCCGCUAACGCUCGAGAACGGCGUCGAAUGCACUCGCUCAACGUUGCCUUCGACAGGCUGAGGGAGGUGGUGCCGUCGCUAGGAAAUGACCGAAAGCUCUCCAAGUUCGAAACACUCCAGAUGGCACAAAGCUACAUCAACGCGCUCAGCGAACUCCUUCUCAGACAGUGA